Molecule: messenger RNA, 1092 nt
Organism: Pseudomassariella vexata
Lineage: Eukaryota; Fungi; Ascomycota; Sordariomycetes; Amphisphaeriales; Pseudomassariaceae
Product: PQ loop repeat-domain-containing protein
Exons: 3
Coding region: 1-1092 (363 amino acids)
Biological process (GO): basic amino acid transmembrane export from vacuole
Cellular component (GO): fungal-type vacuole membrane
Source: RefSeq, a predicted model, not a curated record
AUGGCUCCUCCAACGGCACCCUUGAACUUGGAUGUCGAGGCUAUAUCCGGUAUCUGUGGCUCCAUAUCCAUUGCCGCUUGGGUAGUGGUAUUCAGUCCACAAAUCAUAGAGAACUUCCGGCGUAGCUCCGCUGAUGGCCUGUCUCUACAUUUCAUCAUUGUCUGGUUGGCAGGCGAUGUCUUCAACAUCCUGGGCGCCGUACUACAAGGCGUCCUACCUACCAUGUUGAUUCUUGCCAUCUACUACACGAUAGCCGACGUCGUGCUGUUAGCCCAGUGUUUCUACUACAAGGGCUUCACAUGGAAGGAUGAAGUGGUGCCGCCACCACCCAAGGCACCGCACAUCGUUGUGACGGGCGAGCCUAACGAGAGAACGGGCUUGCUCGAUGGGCCAUUUGCCGAGCGAGGGAGAAGAGACAGCAGGGAUAGCUGGAGUCACUUGUCGCCAGCGGUUCCACUAGUCUCCGAGCACCCUGCCAUUCUGCCGCCUACACCAACUCGUUUACAGGCUACCUUGUGGAACACGACUGCGGUGCUUAUGGUCUGCGUGGCAGGCGUGGCAGGCUGGGUCCUAAGCCGUCGUUACUCGGACGGGUCGUCUGACGAACCGGCCGAAGAAGGUCUGCGUCAAUUUAAUAUCUGGGGACAGAUCUUCGGAUACAUGUGUGCCGUGCUCUACUUGGGCUCUCGGGUGCCGCAGAUGAUACUCAAUUGGCGACGGAAAUCGACCGAGGGCGUCAGCAUGCUUUUCUUUCUCUUCGCCUGCUUAGGCAACUUGACAUAUGUGUUGUCUAUCUUUGCAUACGAGCCACGUUGUGCUCAACCGUAUCAGUGCCACGACGGGGAGGCGAAGAGUAUCUAUGGCCGAUACAUCCUCGUCAAUCUUUCGUGGUUGGCAGGGUCCCUAGGAACGCUGUUCCUCGACCUUGGCAUCUUCGCCCAGUUUUUCAUUUAUAGCACUGACGCGUCGUCAGUGUGUGAUGAGGAGGCGCUUGAGGAAGAUCAGCUCGACGAGGAUGAUGACAGCAGCAUCGAUGAAGACGGUGGGGAUCAGCGACCGGUUCUGCAGCGCCUCGGUUCAGGUCUCCCCUAG